GCAGACGUUCAAACCAGCGGCUUGUGCGCUGGGUCUGCCUGCUUUUAGCUCUCGUACUUCUGUUAAAGGCUGAUUCCUCACCAGAUGGGAUAUAUUCCUCCCUUCACAAUCGCCUGUGCACCCGGUUUGCACGCUCGGAUAUAGUGGAAAAUGAUUUCUGGAACCGGAGAGAUGUGCAGACGUCUCUCUCAGGACACGGUUCGCAUUUAGAAUAACUUUGGCCGCCGGUUCCUCCGCGGUAGCGAGUCUAGAUUGCGGUAGCGAUGGAGAGGAAAGUUUGCGGGAGCCACUGCAAGAAGAACCAGGCAGACUGGGAAAAGGCGUGCGGCGGGCAGCCAUACGCCGCCGGUGUGUGGAUCUCCGGUCCCGGCGGCGGUCGGCGAUCUACAUGCUGCGAGACGCCGAUGGAGAGAGAAGAAGGGGAAGAAAAGAGCGAAACUGACGACACGGGUGAAGAGGAAAUUCCGGACAGCAAAGAAACGCAGGGAUAUACAGAGGAGGAGGACAACGAAGACGAAAUGCUGGAUAACAUCCUGUAUCCUCCCUCCGUUCCGUUCCGGAAGUCGAGCAGCCCGGAGCUGUCGUGUGGCUUGGGGAUCGCCCAGAAGUUCAAGCGCCAGCUUAGCGAGGACGGGAAGCACUUGAGGCGGGGAAGCCUCGGGGGGGCGCUGACGGGGAAGUACUUGCUGCCUUAUGCCUCUCCCCAGCUGGCCCCCACCAUGGAGACCUCCAACCUAGUCCGCAUGCGCUCUCAAACCCUGGGCAAGUCUGCCCCGUCCCUCACCGCCAGCCUGAAGGAACUGAGCCUUCCACGAAGAGGGAGUUUCCUCACUCCAAGAAGUUUGAGCCCAACUCCCACAAGCCCUUGCAGUCCAUGCAGCCCGCUGCACGCUUUUCAUUUCUGGAGCUGCCGGACGAGCAACAGAAAGAGCCUAAUAGGAAGCAGCCAGCCCUCGGCUCUCCCGCGGCCCCACUCGCCGCUCUCCGCACACACAGGAACCAGUCCCCAGGAUAGCCCCCGGAACUUCUCGCCCAGCGCUUCUGCGCAUUUCUCCUUCGCACGCAGUCAUGGCCACAGACCUGACAGGACCGAUGGCCGGCGCUGGUCCCUGGCCUCACUCCCGUCCUCUGGUUAUGGGACGAACACGCCCAGCUCCACCGUUUCGUCAUCCUGUUCAUCACAGGAGAAGCUGCACCAGCUGCCGUUCCAGCCCACUGCAGACGAGUUGCACUUCCUGUCCAAGCACUUCUAUACGGAAAGCAUCACCGGGGACGACAGGCGGAGGGCUAUGCCCAUGCGCCCGCGCUCUCGGAGCCUGAGCCCUGGAAGGUCUCCGUCUUGCUGUGACAAUGAGAUCAUUAUGAUGAACCAUGUCUACAAGGAGAGGUUUCCUAAGGCCACCGCUCAGAUGGAGGAAAGGAUCCAGGAGAUCAUUCUACACAACUCCCCGGAGAGCGUGCUGCCCCUGGCUGACGGGGUCCUUAGCUUCGCCCACCAUCAGAUCAUCGAGCUGGCCCGCGACUGCCUGGAGAAGUCACGCCAAGGCCUCAUCACUUCCCGCUACUUCUGCGAACUCACCGACAAGCUGGAGCGCCUCUUCCAGGAGUCCACGGAGCGCUCGGAAAGCGGGGAGGUGGCCUUCAUCAAGGAGCUCGUGAAGAAGAUCCUCAUUGUCAUCGCGAGGCCUGCACGGCUUCUUGAGUGCUUGGAGUUUGACCCUGAGGAGUUUUAUUACCUUCUGGAGGCAGCAGAGGGCCAUGCCAAAGAGGGCCAGGGCAUCAAGACAGACAUCCCACGCUACAUCAUCAGCCAGCUUGGCCUCACCCGCGACCCUUUGGAGGAAAUCGCACAGCUGGCCAGCUAUGACAGUGGGAUAGCAGAGACCCCGGAGACCGAUGACUCGUCUCAGAGCCUCAGCGCCGCCUUGAGGUCUCGACGCAAGCCUUGCGAACCCGACUUCGAGAUGAUGAAACUCAUCAGCAAUGGCGCAUACGGAGCCGUGUACCUGGUGCGGCACAAGGAGUCUAAACAGCGCUUCGCCAUGAAAAAGAUCAACAAGCAGAACCUGAUCCUGAGGAACCAGAUCCAGCAGGCCUUUGUGGAGCGUGACAUCCUGACCUUUGCCGAGAAUCCCUUCGUGGUCAGCAUGUACUGCUCCUUCGAGACGCGCCGGCAUCUCUGUAUGGUCAUGGAGUAUGUGGAAGGGGGCGACUGUGCCACCCUACUGAAGAACAUGGGGCCACUGCCCGUGGACAUGGCCAGGAUGUACUUUGCAGAGACUGUCCUGGCCCUGGAGUACCUCCACAACUACGGCAUCGUCCACCGGGAUCUGAAGCCAGACAAUUUGCUGGUGACAUCCAUGGGGCACAUCAAGCUCACUGACUUCGGGCUGUCCAAAGUGGGCCUGAUGAAUAUGACUACCAACCUGUACGAGGGCCACAUCGAGAAAGACGCCCGCGAGUUUCUCGACAAGCAGGUGUGCGGGACGCCCGAGUACAUUGCCCCCGAGGUGAUCCUUCGACAGGGCUACGGCAAGCCAGUGGACUGGUGGGCCAUGGGCAUCAUCCUGUACGAGUUCCUGGUGGGCUGCGUGCCCUUCUUCGGGGACACGCCUGAGGAGCUCUUCGGCCAGGUCAUCAGCGAUGAGAUCAACUGGCCUGAAGGGGAAGAGGCCCCGCCCCAGGAGUCACAGGACCUCAUUACCCUACUGCUGCGACAGAACCCUCUGGAACGCAUGGGUACAGGUGGCGCCCAUGAGGUCAAACAGCAUCAGUUCUUCCACAACCUGGACUGGAACAGCCUGCUGAGGCAGAAGGCCGAGUUCAUCCCGCAGCUCGAGUCAGAGGAUGACACCAGCUACUUCGACACUCGGUCAGAGAGGUACCACCACCUCGAGACGGAGGAAGAGGACACCAACGAUGAGGAUUUCAACGUGGAGCUCCGUCAGUUCUCGUCCUGCUCGCACCGCUUCUCCAAAGUGUACAGCAGCCUGGACUUAUCCCGUGGGCAGCUGGAGGAGAAGAGCGAGCUCGAGGAGAAGGUGCCUAAUGAGAGCCCUGUGAAUGCAGACUCUCUUAGCUGGACGCCAGAUUUCACAGACAUGCCCUCCUUGUCCCAGUCGUCAGACACGCAGAACACAAGUCUCAGUAAGCUCCCCAGGUUUGCUAUCUCGGCUGAGGAGGAAAAGGAAUCCCCUGGACGAGGAGACCCUAGCAAGGUGACUUUCACCAUCGGGGGGCCGCCACAGGAAGAGCCUGAUGCCACCACGCCAGAUGCCCUCAGUGGCUCGACGCUCUCUGGCAGCUUCUCAGAACAUCUGGACCAGCUUCACUCUCAGGCCGAAGGAGCGGAGAGUCCUGAUAACUGUAAAUCAGCAGCAGAGCUGGGGGCCCAUUCUACCGAAGGGGCAGAGAAGCAACCGAAAACCACCAGUAAGGUGCCGAAAUCUGUGUCUGCCAGCGCCCUCUCGCUCAUGAUCCCGGGAGAUGUGCUUGGGGCAUCACCCCUCUGCAGCCCCCUAUCCCCCUAUUCGCUUUCCUCGGAUCCAUCCUCCAGAGACUCCUCUCCCAGCCGAGAUUCCUCGCUGUGCACCAGCAGCCCUCAGCAGCCAAUCAUCAUCCACAGCUCUGGGAAGAAGUUUGGCUUCACAUUGAGGGCCAUUCGGGUGUAUGCCUGUGACAGUGAUGUCUACACGGUCUACCACAUGGUCUGGAAUGUGGAGGAGCGUGGUCCAGCUCACUCAGCUGGUCUAAAGGCGGGUGACCUCAUCACACAUGUCAACGGGGAGUCCGUGCAUGGCCUGGUACACACAGAGGUGGUGGAGCUCUUGCUGAAGAGUGGGAAUAAGGUGGCCAUUUCGACAACCCCAUUUGAGAACACCACCAUAAAGACUGGACCAGCCAGGAGAAACAGCUACAGAAGCAAGAUGGUACGGAGGACGAAGAAGCCCAAAAAAGAGAAGACCCAGGAAAGGCGGAGGUCACUGCUCCGGCGCUUCACCAUGCAGCCCUCUCCCCUCCUACACACCAGCAGGAGCUUCUCCUCCCUUAACCGCUCGCUAUCCUCUGGUGAGAGCCUGCCUGGCUCCCCCACCCACAGCCUGUCGCCCCGCUCACCCACGGCAGCCUUUCGCUCCACCCCUGACUUCAACCAGUCCGGUGGAACUUCAUCCCAGAGCAGCUCUCCCAGUUCCAGUGGCCCCAAUUCGCCCGCGGGCUCCGGCCACAUCCGGCCCAGCACGCUGCACGGCCUGGGCCCCAAACUGCCGGGCCAGCGGCUUCGGCAGGGCCGCCGAAAAUCUGCAGGCAGCAUCCCGCUGUCCCCUUUGGCUCGUACACCUUCCCCUACUCCCCAGCCCACCUCCCCUCAGCGCUCACCUUCCCCAUUGCUCAGUCACUCGCUGGGUAGCUCCAAAACAACCCAGGCCUUCCCUGCCAAAAUGCACUCUCCCCCCACCAUCGUCCGCCACAUGGCACGGCCCAAAAGCGCAGAGCCCCCCCGCUCGCCUCUCCUCAAAAGGGUCCAGUCAGAGGAGAAGCUCUCCCCAUCCUAUGUGGGUGAUAAGAAACACUUGUGUACACGUAAGCACAGCCUGGAGGUGACUCAGGAGGAGGCCCAGGUGGAGCAGGCCCCCAAGGACCACACCCUGCAGAGUGUGGAGGAGACUUCCUGCGAGCCCCCAGCCGUCACGCGAGUGCGGCCGGCUGAGCAGGGCUGCCUCAAGCGGCCCAUCACCCGCAAGGUUGGCCGGCAGGAGUCUCUUGAAGAGCUGGACAAAGAGAAGCUGAAGGCGAAGGUCGUGAUGAAACGGCAGGACUGGCCAGAAAGGCGAGACUCACUGCAGAAGCAAGACACUGUCCCAGAACCCGAGGCAAGCUGCAUGCGACCCCUGGGCAGCCCAGAAACAUGCCUAUUAGACACUAAAGCACCAAGUGGUACCCUAAAAGAUGCACUGUACAAGAAACUAAACACACGUGUGUGUGAAGGCAUAAUUGACCUGUCAGGAAAGGGCAGCGACUCUGUGUCCAUCAUCAGCGAGGGUAUCAGGUCUCCCUCCACUUCUGGCCUUCAAGAAUGGAGCUCCCAGAAAGCAGAAAGGCAGCUGUGUAGGCAGGUCAAAGAGGGAGGCAAACCUGAGAGGUCUGAUUUCAAAGCACCUAACAUAGAGUUUGUUAGGAAGAAGCAAUCCUUUGAAGAGAGGGAGGACUGUAUGUGCAGGGGCCCUCCCACCAUUCACGAGGGCCUCCAUCUCACUGCCACGAGAUCCAAAAGCCUGCAGCUGGACUCCGGCAUUGUCCUGGGCCCAGGAAGUGCUGUGCUUACGGGUCCGUGCAUUGGCACCGAGGCACUAGCCCCCAAGCUGCUUUGCAGCAGGGGCGAGAGCGCCGUGGAAAAGCUCCAGAUGAUCUCGUCUACAGAGGGCCCAAUUCGGAAAACCACCUCAGAGUACAAACUGGAAGGCCGUCUUAUGUCAUCAUUAAGACCGCUGGAGGGCACCUUGGACAUCGGUAUGCUCUCCGGGCCGAGGGCUUCCAAAACCGACACCUGUCUUUCCAGAAUGGCAGACAGUCAAAGUAGCGGCAUAGCUUCUGGGGGCCCAGAGGGGCAGCUGAGUCGUGAGGAGAAGCCAAUCCCAGCCCAGCAACAGAAAUCCUCUGAGAGACAGAGGGGUACCUUUGGUGCGGCGAGCCAAGGAACCUCGGCAUUGCUCGGUUGUAAGAAUGUCAUCAAGGAAGAGUUCACCACUGAAAAAGUCAACAUUGUGCAAGCAGCGGUACAAUCCAGCAGCUCAAGUGACAAACCCCAGUCUGCAGACUUUAGUCGAGCAACUAAGACGGAGGUUUCAGAGUCCAAUGGAAAGUUUAACAUAAAAGCCAGUCCAGCUCUGGUACAUGAUUUGAGGGCUGCGCGCCCCAUUACGCAUACAUCAUGUGGAAGAACCCCUUCAAUCAGAGAGGCCAGCAAUGAAGAUCAGGAGGAUGAGCCAGAGAAACCUCAGCAAACGCUGCCUUUCAAGACUGGCAAAUCUGGGGAUGCUGCAAGCCAGUCCCCCAUACCCAAAAGUUCUAAGCCAGAAAGUCCCAAACAGACGGUUUCUGCCGAAAAGGUAGUGCCAAAAGUCACUUGCCCGACUGAAACAACAGCUGUUCUUCAGCAGCCAGAGCCAGUCCAGCAGAGUACUGCUACAAAAUUGGUUGACCAAGGUCAGAAAUGUGCUGAAAGAGAUCAGCAGUCUGCAUCACAGAGCUCCCAGUUGACUGCGGUAUCACAUGGCAGCAGCAGUGUGAAACGAUCAGCUGCCGAGCAGUCAUCAGAGCAGCCGAAACACAAAACAGUAGGUGGCCUUGCCAAGCCCGGCACGUCACAACGCUCCUCCUCAGUUUCGACCAUUAGUUCUACAGAUACUGUCCGGCUUGCUGGUCAGAAUCCACCUGAGCAGCCCCGCACCACCAAAGUUCAGAGCACAGAGAAGAUUCAGGCAGACUCUACCCCUUCAAAAGAAAGCAGUGUUUCUGUCAAUGUGUCAGGUGGGAAGGACAUCAGGAGCCCCAAGUGUGUUGCAGACAAAGUGGCUGAAGCCCGAGAGGCUGAUCCGAAAGGAGAAAUGAAAGACAGUAAAACGAAGGUUGUAAAAAUGGAUGCCGUACAGGGGUGUGAUCCAAAGAAGUUAGAAGCUGCCUUGGGCAGCCAGCUGGUCAUGAGCAUCAUGCCGAAGCAGAACUCUGGUCCUGGGGCGCCAAAAACGAAGUGCGAAAUGGCUAAGACUGUAGCGCCUGAACAAGAGUCACAGAAGCAUAGAGGAGCGGAGAAGGUUCAGCUGAAGCAGUUUGCCAGUAAGACCGAGAACCCUAGUAUGAAGAAGCACAGCGAAGUCAAAGCAGAACUAAUGUCCAGCUCCAUACACACGGGGAAGUUGUCACAAUCUGGCAUGGCUGCUGGAAAACAAGCUCCCCCCAACCUCCAACCAACCCUCAAAAGUAAGGCAAGAGCGGAGACUGUGCCUGUUUCACGUUCAGCUAACAAAGCAGAGGAGAAUUUAGGGAAUAAGUGUGAGGGGAAGAUUUCAGAGCCACCGGUUAAGGAAAGCCCAAGUUUGAAACCAAAAGAACAAGCUCCUCUUAGCACGAGACUGCAGACUCCAAAAGACCCAGCAAAGCACAGCAGCGUUCCUGUGACCUCCCCUUCUAGUGCUUCUCCUCCUGUGUUGCCCAUUCCAGCAGAGACGAGGAAGGAAGCACCAAGUCACAAAGAACCUCUUUCGGGCAAAGUCGGUAUCAGCAGCCAGGAUGAGAGGACUGUGCCUGUUCGUAGAGAGGAGCAGGGGAAGCAGCGCCCACAAGUGGCAAGGCAGGAGCUGCAGAGUCAGCCAGCCGACGCUACUGGGCCCAAUGCUGUGGUGAAAAAUGAAGUGAAAUGCUCAGUGUCUGAAACCCGGCCCAGAAAUUCGGAGAAACCGGUUUCCACAAGGCAAGACCCAUGUGAAAGUAAGAGAAAAGAAAGUGUUCCAGAGCAGACAUCUGUGGUGAAAAGUGGUCGCAAAGAUGUAACAAAGACAGUGGCUCCUGCAAGUGAUGGUGCUCCUUCAGAAAAGGAUUCUUCUGCCCGAUGCAAGGCGACCAAGGACCCAGUACGUGGCUCUUCCCACAAAAGGUCAUAGGAGAUGCCAGAGGCCUUGUGAGGCGGGAAGCAAGGCUAGCAGUUUCUGUUUGGUACACAGUAUCAUUUUUAAUUUGAAAAACUGUUUCAUUCCACAUGCCUUCUACUUUUGAGAACCGGCGAAGCUGUUACCGCAGUGUUUCAACAGCAUGGGAUGGAGGCGUGUCCAUGUGCGUCUGUGUGCAUUGGGCUGGUUUAUCAUGCUGGUGUCGUCUGCGUGUGUCCAUGUGUGUGUAAGAGAUUUGCACUGAAAACGAUCCACAAAGAAUAUGAAAUGUAAGAUUGAAUGUAAGUAUCCUAAUUUGCUGCUGAUUUCAAUAAUUCACCAAAAUAUUUUAUUUUUAAAUGUUUCUUGCUCUGUAGUCAUAAGAAGUACUCUUCAGUUGAGGGGAAAAAAAAGUAAAAUUGGUAUUUUUGGAAGAGGGUACAUGGUUUAUUUUCGUUGACAGUAGAGGUUUGUGCAAUCAGUAUGCCAGGGGUGUUUCGGGAAGGCUUUUCACUCUUAGAACACUUUCUGCCAAGUCGGGCAGUUCUGAUUAGCUUCAGUGCCAAUUAUAGUGAUCAAGACCCCCGAACCUAAGAACUGUGUAUCUGCAGGCUAGGAAAGGUUCGAUCUGGUUAGAUUCAACAAGGUAAUGUUUCUGUUCAUUGACAGCUCAUUUGCCUGCAAACUACUGCCCCCCCCCCACAACCAUUGUACCAUUGUCAGUAAAGGGGGAGGAAUAACUGAUUAUGUGCCAAGGAAUCAACAAAGGAGGAGAAAGAGAAUGUCACCAAAAUUAUUAGGGUUGGUUAGAGUUCUUGGUUUCUUCAUUUUCCGAGGGAGAGCAUAACUUUCCUUUUCUUUGUUUUGUUUUGGGUCGUGGUGCACAGAAGGCAUGCACUGAGUACUGUGCUUCUAACCUAGAACUAUUAGAUAUGGUUCUGAAGUUUCAUUGAGUCGUAUCUAUUGGAAGGGGCCUUAUGCUUUUGUGGGUAUUAAACCUGCUGUUUUUAGCAGGUUUGGGUGAAAAUCACAUUCCUUUCACAUACAUCUCUUUACAUUUCUAGAAGUUUAAUUUUUAUGCAAAAUACUGUAAAUAUGACAAAACUGUAAAAAAAUGGGAGUAAUGGGCUUCAAACAUGAGUGUUUGUUUUAUAUGUAUAUAUUUUAUUAGGUUAUAUGUUUGUAUACUUCAAGAUCUGUAAUUAGUUUGGUAUUGUUUUUGUCGGCUUUGCGGUUCCGUCUCAAAUAAGCUAAAGGCAGCACAUAUCUAAGAAAGGCAUAGGACAAGACAAGUAUCUCUCAAGUCUAAAAACCACACUAUGGGCUGUUUUUACUUGAAGCAAUGCAAAAUUAACAGCAGAUAAAAGGAUAAGUCAUUUGAUCGCACCUCGAAAAACAAGUGUGCUAUUCUGAAAUAAAAUGGUCAAAAGAGAUUUGCCAGGAUGUUGCCCUGUUAGCACUGUAAUGUAUAAUGAUACCCAUUUUGGAAGUGUCUUUACUAUAACCCCUGCUGUUGUCGCCCUAAACGUCUCCACAAAACACUGUGUAAUACUGUGGGACUGCAGAUUUUAUUUGCAAUUUCAAAUUAAAUUGUAGGAAAUGCUUCUGGGAAAUCAUUUUUUUCCUAUUCUAAAGUAUUUGGGGGUCGGGGAGGGUAGCGCGCUUGCUCCAAAGCAUAUACAAAAAAAUAUAUAAGAAUAAAAUGACCAGCUUCUGUAGUGCACUUCUAAUUUUUGGCAUGUGCGUAAAAGGCCUGUGUAGAGGCGUUCAGAACUGGCAGGACAAUCAGACAGGAGAGUUGAACCUUUUUCGUCCGUCCACGUGUUCUUUAAUUCCUGAAAUGCAAUAUUGCUGGGGGGAGCCAAAGUUUUGUUACAGAACUCCGACAAUGUGGAUAAUUAUUAUUAUUAUUGUUUUUUUGCUCAGUGCAAACUGUUAACUGCUCUUGGUCUAGAGAAAAGAAUACGCAUGCAGUACAUGUAACCUUCCUUGAUAGCGGCACACUUGUAGUUUAAGAUACAAGUUAACGGGGUAAUAAAAUCAGUUUCCUUUGUCUAGUUAUAUUAUAAAUAAUGUAACAUUUUUAGACACAUUUUAGUCCUGUCCUCAGCCUCUGACAUGCACACAGGGUUGGGUAAGCGAUGACAAGCGUUCCAAGUUUAUAUUUGUGCUAUUUUUUUUAAAGCUCAUUUUGUCAACCCAAGUGUAACGAUUCUCUGUAAACCAGCUAGAAAAUGAACAUCUCUGGCUUUUUCCCCUUUAAACAUGAUACAUGUGAUGUCCUGUGUAGAGUAGGUUGUUUUUUUAUUUCUCAUGAUGGAUGUCACUGAUUGCAAAAAAAAAAAAUGAAUUAGUUAUCCUUCAAGGCUUUAGGGGGGUAAUAUGAAACUUUGGUGUCGUAAACCUUUAUCCUCAGCCAAAUAGUAAGAUAACGUAAACAUUUAUACAUUAUAGUGCUUUCUUUAACAACUAAAUAUUUACUGUGUCUUAGAAUAUAUAUAUAUAUAUACUGUCCAACCAGAGAAAAAUAGCAUAGGUAUGCACAAUGUAUAAAUACCAUUCGGUGAUUACAGGCAUUUUAAAAUUUGAUAUUAAGAUCCAUUUUACUGUUCGUUUCAUUGGACAGAAGUUAGGAUAUCUUUACGUUUUACAACUUGUAUUCUAAAAGGCUGGGGACAAAAUGCACCUUAACACUCACCACCACCACCACCACGCCCCCCAGCUACAUGGAGUUCAACAUUUUAAGAAUAAACAUCAAUUUAGGAAAAACACAGGAAAGCAGCAUACAUAGAUGAAUCGCAGACGUUUGAGCAAUGGAGCACUUCCAUGGCACCUCCUACAAAGCUGACCAGUUUGAACCCUAAAAGCACAUUGUCUGUUUACAGAUGCUUCAUGGAUGUAUAUUUUAUAUAUUGUCUUUAUUCAUUUGCCAAAACUGUGUGCUGCAUCACAGAUUGUAUAUGGUAAUAGUGUAGUGUUUGCCUCAUCUUCCCUGCUGUAAAAGACUGUUGUCCUAUAUGAUAGCCAGUUCAAGUCUGUGUAAACAGUUUGUCGAGUUCUCGAUGGCUUUCGCAUUUUUUUUUUUGUUUUGUUUAUUUUUUUUUCCUUCCCCUGUGAACUAAGUAUUAGACAUAAAUGCUUAAGAUUUGUCUUUAGGAUAUGUGCAAUAAAAGUGUUUGCAUUUUGUAUUUCACCCAUGGAAAGCUCUGUGGAUGUCAUAGAUGUAUAUUAAACAGAUAUUUAUACUUCUAAAGUUGCAUAACACUAAAAAUAAAAAGCAUGGCAAGAAUCUUAA
Messenger RNA from Paramormyrops kingsleyae, 10938 nucleotides. It is a transcript of the gene mast4, whose product is annotated as microtubule associated serine/threonine kinase family member 4. Gene Ontology annotation, biological process: cytoskeleton organization; intracellular signal transduction; peptidyl-serine phosphorylation. Lineage: Eukaryota; Metazoa; Chordata; Actinopteri; Osteoglossiformes; Mormyridae. The record is from RefSeq and is a predicted model, not a curated record. Gene Ontology annotation, molecular function: ATP binding; protein serine/threonine kinase activity; magnesium ion binding.